CUCGACUCACCCACAGAGACCCCGCUACUUCCACAGCGAUUUCUUACAUUUACUGGUCAGAGAGAGAGAAAGGCCCAGAGAUAAGAAGAGGUGAGUGACGGAGAGGGGUCGGCGAGUAGAUAGCUACAGAGAGGGGUCGGCGAGUAGAUAUACAGAGCUAUAGAGAGAGAGGAGUAGGAUGUACCGGAAGGACAAGAGUAUACAGAUGAAGAGCAGUGCCUCGGCUCUAUACAAUAACCUCAGUGUCCUGCCAAUCACUGACAAGAGUCUCACCUACUUCUCCGUUGUCCAUGGCAACACGGUCAAUAUGGUCAGCGCUUCCGCCGACGGACUCAACUUCUCUCAUCGACAACUGCAGUCCAAGGAGGGGAGUGUCACUGUUAGCUCCUCCCUCAUCAUGCAGGCAUCAUGGUGUGUUCUGCCAACGAGAGUACUGCUGGUUCUGACCUCACAGAAGGGAAUUCAGAUGUACGAAUCAGACGGCUCCAUUAUGGUCUACUGGCACGCACUCGAUGCCCUGGAAACCCCCCCAGCUCAGGCAGUGUUUGCCCGGGGUAUCGCUCCUGCCAGGGGUCAGUACAUCUGUGUAGGGACUUCCUCUGGAUUGGUCCUCGUCUUUGACAUCCCGGCCAAAGGCACCAACAUCACCCUGGCAGAGGUUCUGGCUGAGCACAGGGAACCCAUCACCGACAUUGCCAGUGACUCUGCUACAGACAAGGACAGCGCUGCGGAUCUGGUGACUGCUGAUGACUCCGGGGCCCUGUGUGUUUGGAAGUGUGGGGGGGGCGAGGAAUUCAAACUACUGAACAAGAUCUCUGCUUACGGGGUUUCCUGCUCCUCAGUGAAGUUGUGGAAUGGAGUCAUUGCUGCUGCUUAUGGAACGGGGCAGAUUCGGGUGUUUGAUGCGGCAACAGGGGCCCUAAAUGUGGAGGUGGAUGCACACGCCCGCUGGAUUUACACCCUCGAUAUUGCACCCGAGUCAGGGAAGCUUCUCUCUGGAGCAGAAGAUUCCUUCAUACAGAUCUGGCAGUUGAGCCGCUCAGACUGUGGGACAAUUGAGGUGGAGCACUGUCAUUCCGAGUGUGUGACCGACACACAGAUCUGCGGGGCCCGAUUCUGUGACCCCCAGGGGGGGAGCUUUGCUGUGACUGGCUACGACCUUGGUGAGAUCAUUAGAUAUGUACAGAUGUAACUCCGCCUUGCUGAUGCCGGAGCAGAGAACAUGGCGCCGUUCUACCCUCGUACAACUCGACUAGUGAGUUCUGCACUGUGGCUCCCAUGUUUCCUUCAAGAUUUGGGGGGGGGGGCAGAAACAAAGACAUUGGAACAGGAGAGUUUUUAGUUAUUACAUUUCAACUUUUAUUUUUGAACAAAUUCUGUGGAACUUGUGACCCCGUAUUUAGGGUUUAGCAACGUUAUCAAUCCCCUCCCAUAGUGUGUCCUGUAGAUACUGUAUCUCCCAUUGGGCCCCUGUGUCACCCCACAAUGAGUGUGACUAAGUCCAUGUCCCAGAGUUCCCUUGUGGUUAACUGGAUCAAGUCUCUGAUGUGAGAUACUAAAUACGUUCCCUCAGAAACCUGCAGAGAUGUUGCUACUUAGCUUCUGCCUUUAGAACAUCACUUAUUGGCCUCCUGGUGCCCCACCCACUCUACAUCUGCCUGGCCACCUUGUAUCCCUCACUUUCUCUGCCCCAAAGAAACCAGAUGAUGUAGGUGGCCAAGCUUAGCCAAUGAGGAUGGACAAGAAGAACAUAUUUCUUACAGCAGGUUGUCUUGCUGGAGAUGAGACUUCCAUGUGUAUCUAGUACCCUGAAUAAACCCAUCCUCAUCACAA
Molecule: messenger RNA, 1833 nt
Organism: Xenopus laevis (African clawed frog)
Lineage: Eukaryota; Metazoa; Chordata; Amphibia; Anura; Pipidae
Gene: wdr54.L
Product: WD repeat domain 54 L homeolog
Biological process (GO): cilium assembly
Cellular component (GO): ciliary basal body; centriole
Source: RefSeq, marked provisional